AUGCGGAAAUGUCCCAUCGUGUUGGUCCUGUUUUGGGUUCUACUACCAGUAAUGACUAAAAUAGUGAACGCCAAGAAUGGUAGCUUGGUGAAGAAGGAAACCAUACGGGGAUACAACACCAAGGUGAAAAGGAAGAAACGCUUUAAAGUAGUAACGAAUAGGAGGAAGACCAAACUAGAGCGGCUGGGAGAUGCCCCCUUAUGUGGUGUAGCCCGGAAUAGGGAUGAUUUCAGGAGCGCGUUACCGAGUGGAGGGCCGAGGGUGAGACAUCUAAAUGGCUACCAGAAGUUCACGUUUCUGUUGCAAAAAAAUGUUUGGGGGAGGGAGAACUUAGCAACGACGCGUAGUUCUCAGAGAACAAUAUUUGGUAAUGAAAAAUAUAGGGCGAAGCUAGGCAUAAACUUUAAAGGAGCUCACCUUUGUUGUCAAAUGAAAAAAGGGACAAGCAGCGCUAUAUGCGAAGAGGGACCAACAGGAGGGCGUGCAGAAAAUUGUGUGUCUUUUUUUUUUAACAAAAUAAAAAAAGGAAUGAACAAAUAUGUAGACCAGAUGAACAAGUUUCUGGAAGAAGAUAACAUGUUGAAUUUUUUGUGGGUAUGUAAAAAUGUCUUGUGUAAAAAAAAAAUAAUUUUUUUAACAUUUUUUGUGAUGAUAAAUAGCGCAAUUAUUAGUAUCAUAAUACCUCGGUGUGAUAAUUUGAUAUUCCAACAUGUAUCAAACAGAAGAUUCGAUAAAUUUGGGCGCCUCCUACUGAAUUGUAUUUUGGUAAGAGUGAUUAACAUGAGUUUGUGCGCGCUACGCAACUACAUUUUCAUGAUCACCAGUUCAGACUCCCUAAAGGAAGUGAAAAAACUCUUGUUCCAAGUUUAUAUCAAUAAGGACAAUGAAUACUAUGACCAAAUGGAUCAUAGCGAAAUUGUGAACAAGGUAACAUUGCAAGCACACGACUUUGCAGACAUCAUCCCAUAUUAUAUAAACCCAUUCAUAAGGAACUUUUUUUCUAUCAUAUUUAACUUUGCAUAUAUGUUUUACUUGAAUUAUAAGUUAUCGUCAGUCAUUAUAAGUUGCUUCUUCAUUUCGUCUGUUCUUACGAUCAUUUCGACAAAACUCAAGAGGAGGAGGAUAAAAUUCAUAAACAGGGAGAAAAGCAGAAACACUAAAAUAUCGCUGGAAGCAUUGAACAAUAUUAAUGUUAUAAAACUUUUCAGUACUGAACUGUAUGAGUGCAGUAAAUAUUCUCAGUCCUUAAGUGACAUUCUGGGCCUUCAAAUUAAGAAGGAGCGUUUUAACCUUAUCCACAUGGUGAUGAGCAAGCUUUUUAUUUUAGUAACAUAUGUAUUAAUACUGAUCAAGGGGGAGAGCCUCUUAAGGGGAAAAGAAAUUGACAGGAAUACCUUCACCUCUUUUUUCUUUUACAUAAAUAAUAUUUACUCUUAUAUUGAUAUCUUGGACUACUACAUCGAUAUAUGCGACAUUGUGAAUCAGUAUCGCCACAUCAUCGGGCUGAUUAAGGAGCGAGUGCAGACUGGGCCGGGGUACAUUCAACCAUCUGACAGUAACUCCUCCUACUUGGACAGUUGCCGCAUUCCUAACAAUGCACCUGGAAAUCAAUUCGCUUUACACAUAGAUAGAACCGACCAAAGUAGCGAAUCCGACGUGGUGCUGCAAUUCAAGAAUGUCUUCUUCAAAUACAAAAAUACAAACAACUACGUUUUGAAAAAUCUUAAUUUUAAAAUUUUAAAAAACACGAAUAAUGUCAUACUGGGAAAAAGUGGAGGAGGAAAAUCAACGCUACUAAAGUUGAUGCUAAAUUUUUACAAAUCCUCCAAGGGAAAAGUAUACCUUUACAAUAAGCCAAUUAGCCAUUAUACGGGAAGAGAAAUUAUGAACAAAUUUUCGUAUGUCCAACAGGAUUGGAAACUACUUAAAGGAACGAUAAAGGAAAAUCUUACUUACGGGAUCACAGACGAUUACACCAAUUUUGACAUGCUUGAUUUAAUUAAUAUUUCUAAGUGUUGUACUUGUCAUGAGUAUAUAAGCAGACUGAGGAAGAGGUACGAAACGAUUAUUUCUAAUAGGACUGAAUUGCUAACCUCUUCUCAAAAGCAGAAAAUUUGUAUAGCUAGAGCGUUAGCUAGGAAUCCGAAGAUCCUCCUCUUGGAUGAGUCCACCUCAGCCGUGGACAAGGACAAUGAACGAGUCAUUUUCCAAAACAUAAGACAGAACUCGCUUUUUAAAGACUUAACUAUAAUUCGAAUAACACAUAAGAAGGCCAACUUGGACUUGGCAGACAACAUUUUCGUUCUGAAGGAGGGGUACAUAAGCAGACAAAAAAAUGUUUAG
Molecule: messenger RNA, 2343 nt
Organism: Plasmodium knowlesi strain H
Lineage: Eukaryota; Apicomplexa; Aconoidasida; Haemosporida; Plasmodiidae
Product: ABC transporter B family member 3, putative
Exons: 3
Coding region: 1-2343 (780 amino acids)
Biological process (GO): transmembrane transport
Cellular component (GO): membrane
Molecular function (GO): ABC-type oligopeptide transporter activity; ATP hydrolysis activity; ATP binding
Source: RefSeq, a predicted model, not a curated record